Messenger RNA from Scheffersomyces stipitis CBS 6054, 924 nucleotides. It is a transcript of the gene RPP1, whose product is annotated as RNA-binding RNA processing protein. The record is from RefSeq and is a predicted model, not a curated record. Gene Ontology annotation, molecular function: RNA binding. Gene Ontology annotation, cellular component: nucleolar ribonuclease P complex. The coding region runs from base 1 to 924 and encodes 307 amino acids. The transcript has a single exon. Lineage: Eukaryota; Fungi; Ascomycota; Pichiomycetes; Serinales; Debaryomycetaceae. Gene Ontology annotation, biological process: tRNA processing.
AUGUUGUGUGAUCUAAACGUGCCGUGGCCGUGUCUGACGUAUAACACCCAGCCGACCCAGCAACAACUUGAGGUGCUCAAAAACACCAUCGUCACUUUAUAUUCGCUAGGCUACACUCAUCAAGCCAUCAAUUUUUCAAUCAACGAAAAUGUUAGAAUACCCGUAGGAACGCCAGACCUCAUCAACCCUAUCAACAUCGCAUAUUUGAAGUCAGAACUCGUGCCCAGGUUUCCAAAACUCAAACUUUUCACCAGACUAACCAUCAUAGUUUCUGAUCCUUCCAAGCUUCAAGGUUUAGCCAAGAUCCAGAACCAUUUCGAUGUUCUUGCAGUACAGCCAGUAAACGAAAAGGCUCUACAAUUAUGUACUACCAACCUCGACAUCGAUCUUGUUUCCUUUAAUUUGGGUUCAAAAUUGCCAUUUUUCCUUAAACACAAAACUAUCGGAAGUGCCAUUGAUAAAGGUAUCAAAUUCGAAGUCUGCUAUAGCACAGUAGUCUCUGGCUCCAUUGGGUAUGCCAAUGUAGGUGACAGUACUAAUGUCCAGCUCAUCAAGAAGAACUUUUUCAACAACGUGUUGCAGUUGAUCAGGGCGUCUCGUUCUAAAGGAAUAGUAGUAUCUAGCGGUGCUGUACAGCCACUCCAGGCUAGAAACGGUGAGGACAUCUUAACUUUGCUCAAAACCCUUGGACUAGACAAUAGUAGAGCAAAAUCUUGUAUAACCUUGAACGCAGAAAGAGCGUUGAUCAGCGGAAGAUUACGUAUCAAGAGCUAUAAACAAACAGUAAUCGCAGGAAACGAUCUGGACGAAGUACUUGUGGAAAAGAAGGACCCUUCAAAACCUGACACUUUGGCAUACAAAAAGAGAUUGGGAGAUUCUCUGAGUGGAAGAUUGUUGAAGAAGCAAAAACGUUCAAAAGACUAG